Molecule: messenger RNA, 2649 nt
Organism: Fusarium sp. VM40
Lineage: Eukaryota; Fungi; Ascomycota; Sordariomycetes; Hypocreales; Nectriaceae
Source: the annotation of a GenBank genome assembly
AUGUCGGAACAGAACGAGUCCGAUCUGGCAGUCUGGGAGAAGAUUGUUUAUACUCCAACUUCAUCCCCGCCGGAGAGUUUGCUGGCUAAUAUUUCCGAGCCCUGCACGACUGUGGAAAUACCCACCGACAAAUCCGAGGCUCUAGCCGGAGAUAAGAAGGCUGGAAAGGACAAGAAUGAACAUUGCAGAGAUUUAACAGCCGGUGAGCUGAAAGGCACCCAGCAAAAGGAUGGCAUUGCUAUCCGCCCCGCUAAGAAGCGUCUGCCACGAGUAAGGCUGGAGCCGACGGUGCGCGAAUGCAACUGGGAGCAGUUCAAGAAUCACUAUUCUGUCCAAGACGCGACCCAUGCCAUCGAUGUGCUCUUAGCUGGAGAUGAACUGGAUGAGCAAAUGGAACACGAACAACUCAGGCGGCUUUCAGCUAAACAAAGAAAGAGAUUUGUUGCCGACCAAGGGAGGAAGCCAUUGCAACAAUCUAAGGACCACCAAGAACGUCUGAUCAAGCGCGUGCGCAUCAACUCCCCAGCCGUCUUGUCCCUUAUUUCAAAAGUCACAGGUGAUGACCAUUGCGUUACCAAGCCGCUUACCUUUCUGAGACCUUUCAAGUCCCUGAUUCACUUCCAGGACAAGAUGGAAGAGAGGUUCGCCAGCCUGAAAGCCAGGGUCGGACAGCCUGGCGAGUUAGCAACAGGACUGACAAACGUCAAGCAUACAUCUGCCGCAAUCGAGGGAGUUAGAGCCUACGAGGAGGUCAAAGCAUACAUCGAGUUUGUCAAAGACCGCCUCCUGCCCAUCUAUCACAAGUUUGACAAACUCGACUAUACCCAUGAACCGAAGGUGCGCUUCUCUGAUUUGUGGUAUCUCUUCCGCUACGGAGAGGUUGUCCAUCAACGAGAGGACCCUGAAAUUGACAACCGCCUUUCGACCUCGCAAAAGCCAACGGGCCAACAGUUAUGGAGGGUAUAUUGGAUACAGCGAGCAGCCACAGACUGGCGAGCGGGCGACCUAAAAGAUGAAAACGGCAAGUUGUGCCGUGAGGACUUACCCGAACCAGACGAAAUCACCAUCUCAUCCUAUUACAUUGACUUCGAUGGAAAAUCAUAUGCCGGAGUAUGGCGCUACUUUGUGAUACAGCAAUUCGAGGGCGAGGUAGAUGUUACCAGUCUCCCAAUAUUUCCCAUUCGUUUCCAGCGUGGUUACGAGAACACGCUGCAAUACUGUCGCGAGCGAGGACAGCGAUUCCGCAAUCUACUGUCUCAGCAGUACGUCCCCGUCAGACACGACGGCUGGACUUUGACCCACAAACCAAGCGGCUAUCUGCUCCGCGAUAGGCUAACUGACGAAAACAAGAAAGCAAAUGAGGAUGAGGAGGAGAAGAGUCAAGAUGACGAGGACAUGAAAUGGAGAGAAGUCUCCGAGUACAUCGACAGCGACGUAAUUAUCGACUUUGAGGAAGCCUACAAAGCACACCCCUCGUGGAAGCCUCAGUAUGCGACCUGGCGCAAGUCCAAUCUUAAUACAGAUACCCAGGAAGACAAGUUCGCCAUCAUCCAAUGGUCCGGCCCAGAUCGAAGCAAGGUCGUGCAGAAGACAAACGAGAUGGUCAUUGCAGCCGAUGACGUUGGCUCCCUGGAAUGGAACAGACUGGCCGACAAAGAUGAUUUCGCCAUUGACGAAAGUGUGAGGGUCACCGAGAAGGAUCCAUCGAAGCAGACGUUCUCGCCGGAUGAUAUUGCGCUUCUCCCGGCGAGGUUGAUGGUCUACUCAUUGAGACAUGGACGUUUCGUUAAUGUUGAUAUCGCGAACAUCAAGGAGUUGCCUGCUAACGCCGAUGAUCUCGGGAAGCUUUUGAUCCCUCUCACGGAAAGUUCCGUCAUCAGUGCCAUGAUGCAGGACCAUUGCGACCAUCAAGACAUGCAGAAGAAGUCCCAAAGCACUGGAACUACCAGAACUCCGAGAGUAGCACUGAAAAUUCUUCUUCAUGGUCCUUCUGGAGUGGGCAAGACAACCACUGCUAAGGCGCUCUCAGCGGCGCAUAGCAAAGGCUUGCUAACUAUCUCCUGUGCCGAUCUGGGUACAGAUAUAGAGAUGAUUGAAGACAAGCUACUUGAUAAUAUUCGCCUGGCGAAGAAAUGGAAUUGUCUUCUCCUAAUUAAUGAGACGGAGAUUCUUCUUUCUCAUCAAGAGCAGGGCCAUAGCCUCUCUAGGAACGCGUUGAUGUCAGCUGUGUUCCGAACUGUGAACAAAUACCAGGGAAUUGCUUUCGUCGAAGCUGAGGAAGAUAGAAAUUUAAUCGAGGCUUUGGCCUCGAAGGCUGACGUCAGAGUCGCGUUCAAUACCCUCAGCCUCGAUCAGACCCUCGCUCUCUUCAAGAUGAAGAUAAAGCACUACAAGGAAAUCGCCAGGCAACGUGCAUCAGACACGGACCAGUCAGUACAAGUCUUUAGAGAAGAAGGCAUUCUGUCUUUCGCGCAACAGAGCUUUGAGAGAUUCUCUGGGCAUUGGGGGAGGGAACCUUGGUGGAAUGGACAUCAGAUUGACAAGGCUUUCCAGAUUGCUAUUUCACUAGCCUACGUGGAGCAGAAAGACGCAACAGAGCGCUAUUUAGAACGGGAGCAUUUUGAAAAAGUGAUGAGCUUUAUCCCGUAG